AUGUACGUGUCUUUUGCCCCCGAGGUAUCGCCCCGGCCAGCCACAACCGACGCCGGCGUGAAGACACCAUUACAGCCCAAGUCGACGAAUUCUUUGGAUCAGCUCGCGAAACCAUUCAAAUGCCCAGGCUCAGCGAUCUACACUCGAGUAUCGGAGAAGCCAGCGAGGAAGCGACGAAAGGUCAACUACGCCGACGCGGAUGGUAGUACAGAGGAUGGAGCCGAGAAGCCGUACACAAAUGAGGAUCGACUAGCACUAGCAACGCGAGAAGUGAAUAAGUUCCCUGUGUUUAAACCAAAGGAUAAAGAUGCAGCGUUUCGACAGAGGUUUCGCAUCCCUUUCAUCAACAAAUCUACGGACGAAUACAAUGCCGGUCGAGCGGCGCCAACGCUGGGUAUGCGACAGGGUGCUACAUUCGUUGUUAAACCGUUACAUGAUCCCAGUGGAGAGUUUGCUAUUGUACUUUACGACCCGACUAUCGACGAUAUUACGGAAAAACCUAUUGUUACGGACCCGGCGGCCCCCAAAGAAGAUGAACCGAAAUUGGACGAACCGCUGCGGCCGAAAGUACCUGUGGUUAUCGAUCCUCGACUAGCCAAGGUUCUUCGGCCCCAUCAAGUGGAGGGUGUGAAGUUUAUGUAUCGAUGUACUACAGGCAUGGUUGAUAGCAAUGCCAAUGGAUGUAUCAUGGCAGAUGGCAUGGGAUUAGGAAAAACGCUUCAAUGUAUCUCUUUGAUGUGGACUUUGCUCAAGCAAGACCCGGAGGCUGGCAAAACAACCAUCCAGAAAUGUGUGAUCGCAUGCCCCUCUAGUUUGGUGGGUAAUUGGGCAAACGAACUAGGAAAAUGGCUUGGCAAGGAUGCGACUACACCUUUUGCAAUAGACGGCAAAGCAUCUAAGGCCGAGCUUACCCUUCAGAUCAAGCAGUGGGCAAUCGCAUCGGGUCGCGGCAUCGUGCGACCCGUCCUCAUUGUAUCCUAUGAAACACUCCGAAUGUACGUGGAAGCGCUGAAGGACACGCCAAUUGGACUUCUCCUCUGCGACGAGGGUCACCGACUGAAAAAUAAGGAGAGUUUGACAUGGACUGCUCUGAACAGCCUCAACGUGAGCAGACGUGUCAUCCUUUCUGGUACACCCAUCCAAAAUGAUCUUUCAGAAUAUUUCUCUUUGCUCCACUUUGCCAAUCCCAACUUGCUGGGCUCUCAGGCGGAUUUCCGCAAAAGAUUUGAGCUUCCCAUCCUGCGUGGCCGGGAUGCAGCAGGAACUGAGGACGCCCGAAAGCUUGGUGACGAACGCCUUUCAGAGCUUUCUGGCAUUGUGAACAAGUUCAUCAUUCGCCGAAGCAACGAUCUUCUGUCGAAGUACUUACCUCUUAAGUACGAACACGUUGUCUUCUGCAAUAUGGCUCCAUUCCAGCUGGGCCUGUAUAAUCACUUCAUCCAAAGUCCAGAGAUCCGAAGCCUGCUUCGAGGAAAGGGCAGUCAGCCAUUGAAGGCUAUUGGUAUUCUUAAGAAGCUAUGUAACCACCCCGAUCUUCUUGAUUUGGCAAACGACUUGCCGGGUUGUGAGCACGCAUUCCCAGAGGACUACACACCACCCGAGGCUCGUGGACGAGAUAGAGAGGUGAAGAGCUGGUAUUCAGGAAAAAUGAUGGUCCUUGAUCGCAUGCUCGCUCGUAUUCGUCAAGAUACCAAUGACAAGAUCGUCCUUAUUAGCAACUACACACAAACUUUGGAUCUGUUUGAGCGGCUUUGCCGAUCACGCGGGUACGGGAACCUGCGGUUGGAUGGUACGAUGAACAUCAAGAAGCGAACAAAGUUGGUUGACAAAUUCAACGACCCCGACGGCGAAGAGUUUGUAUUUCUUCUCAGUAGUAAAGCUGGUGGUUGCGGUCUGAACUUGAUUGGCGCAAAUCGAUUAGUGCUUUUCGACCCUGAUUGGAACCCCGCUGCUGAUCAGCAGGCCUUGGCUCGUGUGUGGCGUGACGGACAAAAGAAAGAUUGUUUCGUCUACCGAUUUAUUGCUACUGGGUCCAUUGAAGAGAAGAUCUUCCAGCGUCAGUCACAUAAGCAAUCUCUCUCAUCUUGUGUCGUGGAUUCGGCGGAGGAUGUCGAGCGUCAUUUCUCCUUGGAAUCAUUGCGUGAGCUUUUCCAAUUCAAGCCCGAAACCACCAGCGACACACACGACACAUUCAAGUGUAAACGAUGUCGACCAGAUGGAACCCAGUAUAUCAAGGCACCGGCCAUGCUUUAUGGGGAUACAAGCUCGUGGAAUCAUCUUGUCAACACUGGAGAGCAAGGACCAUUGGGCAAGAUUCAAGAUUUACUAAUGCGACAGGAAGCUGGUGAGCGAGAUGUCUCAGCUCUCUUCCAGUACAUCAGUCAUUGA
Messenger RNA from Penicillium malachiteum, 2388 nucleotides. Its product is annotated as DNA-dependent ATPase RAD54. Gene Ontology annotation, biological process: reciprocal meiotic recombination; double-strand break repair via synthesis-dependent strand annealing. The record is from RefSeq and is a predicted model, not a curated record. Gene Ontology annotation, cellular component: nucleus. NCBI's taxonomy places the organism in Eukaryota, Fungi, Ascomycota, Eurotiomycetes, Eurotiales, Aspergillaceae. The transcript is spliced from 6 exons. Gene Ontology annotation, molecular function: DNA translocase activity; ATP-dependent chromatin remodeler activity; hydrolase activity, acting on acid anhydrides. The coding region runs from base 1 to 2388 and encodes 795 amino acids.